Messenger RNA from Psammomys obesus (fat sand rat), 2338 nucleotides. It is a transcript of the gene Shkbp1, whose product is annotated as SH3KBP1 binding protein 1. Bases 57 to 2177 code for a protein of 706 amino acids. The transcript is spliced from 18 exons. Gene Ontology annotation, biological process: protein homooligomerization. Lineage: Eukaryota; Metazoa; Chordata; Mammalia; Rodentia; Muridae. Gene Ontology annotation, molecular function: protein binding. The record is from RefSeq and is a predicted model, not a curated record.
GCGGGGUUUGUGCGUACCCGGAAGUGGGUGCCAGCCGGCAGGCUCGCCGGGGGGCCAUGGCUGCGGCGGCGCCUGCUGCGGAGCGGGUCCCGGGUCGGGGAGCUCCCGGGGAAGUGAUCCAUCUGAACGUGGGGGGCAAGCGGUUCAGCACCUCUCGCCAGACGCUUACCUGGAUCCCAGACUCCUUCUUCUCCAGUCUCUUGAGCGGACGCAUCUCAACUCUGAAAGAUGAGACGGGAGCUAUCUUCAUCGACAGGGACCCCACCGUCUUUGCCCCCAUCCUCAACUUCCUGCGGACCAAAGAGUUAGACCCCAGGGGCGUCCAUGGCUCCAGCCUCCUCCACGAAGCCCAGUUCUAUGGGCUCACUCCACUGGUUCGUCGCCUUCAGGUAAGGGAAGAAUUGGAUCGAUCUUCCUGUGGAAAUGUCCUCUUCAACGGUUAUCUACCUCCUCCAGUGUUCCCAGCGAAGCGGCGGAACCGGCACAGCCUAGUGGGACCCCAGCAAGUAGGGGGACGCCCAGCCCCUGUUCGGCGGAGCAACACGAUGCCCCCAAACCUGGGUAACGCGGGGCUGCUGGGCCGGAUGCUGGACGAGAGAGCCCCUCCACCCGCAUCAGGCCAACCGGAGGAGCCAGGGAUGGUCCGCCUGGUGUGUGGUCACCACAACUGGAUUGCUGUGGCCUAUACCCACUUCCUCGUCUGUUACAGGCUGAAGGAAGCCUCCGGCUGGCAGCUGGCUUUCUCCAGCCCUCGCCUGGACUGGCCCAUUGAGCGUCUGGCUCUCACAGCUCGGGUGGGUGGCGGUGCUCUGGGGGAGCACGACAAGAUGGUGGCUGCGGCCACAGGCAGUGAGAUCCUUCUGUGGGCUCUGCAGGUGCAAGGCGGAGGCAACGAGAUAGGCGUCUUCCACCUGGGCGUGCCGGUGGAGGCCUUGUUCUUCGUUGGGAACCAGCUCAUUGCCACAAGCCACACGGGGCGCAUCGGAGUGUGGAACGCGGUGACCAAGCACUGGCAGGUCCAGGAGGUCCAGCCCAUCACCAGUUAUGACGCAGCCGGCUCCUUCCUCCUCCUGGGCUGCAGUAAUGGCUCCAUCUAUUACGUAGAUGUGCAGAAGUUCCCCUUACGGAUGAAGGACAAUGACCUCCUUGUCAGUGAGCUCUACCGAGACCCGGCAGAGGAUGGGGUCACCGCCCUCAGUGUCUACCUCACGCCCAAGACCAGUGACAGCGGGAACUGGAUCGAGAUUGCGUACGGCACCAGCUCAGGGGUGGUGCGGGUCAUCGUGCAGCACCCUGAGACAGUGGGCUCAGGGCCGCAGCUCUUCCAGACCUUUAGUGUGCACCGCAGCCCUGUCACCAAGAUCAUGCUCUCCGAGAAACACCUCAUCUCAGUCUGUGCCGACAACAACCACGUGAGGACAUGGUCUGUGACCCGCUUUCGAGGCAUGAUCUCCACCCAACCUGGUUCCACCCCGCUGGCAUCCUUCAAGAUCCUGGCACUGGAGUCGGCUGACGGGCACGGAGGCUGCAGUGCUGGCAAUGACAUCGGUCCCUAUGGUGAGCGCGAUGACCAGCAGGUGUUCAUCCAGAAGGUGGUGCCAAAUGCCAGCCAGCUCUUCGUGCGCCUCUCCUCCACCGGGCAGCGGGUGUGUUCCGUGCGCUCAGUGGACGGCUCGCCCACGACUGCCUUCACGGUGCUGGAGUGUGAGGGCUCUAUACGGCUGGGCUCCAGGCCCCGACGCUACCUGCUCACGGGCCAGGCCAACGGCAGCCUGGCCAUGUGGGACCUGACCACGGCCAUGGAUGGCCUGGGCCAAGCCCCUGCAGGUGGCCUGACCGAAGAAGAGCUGAUGGGCCAGCUGGAGCAGUGUGAACUGGCCCCGCUGGCCUCCUCCCGGGGUGCUCUCCCCAGCCCCUCACCCAGGACCUCUCUUACCAGUCUCCACUCAGCCUCCAGCACCACCUCCCUGUGUGGCCACAGAGGGAGCCCCAGCCCACCACAGGCAGAGGCCCGGCAACGCCGCCCAGGGGCAGGAAGCUUUGUGGAUAGGUGUCAGGAACUGGCGAGGAGCGCGCCUGAGCCCCGUCGGCCACCGACGCCAGCCCCUCGACCCUCCACCGGUCUUGGGACUCCCCUGACGUCUCCCAAGAACUCUCUUAACGAGACCUCCUUUUGAACCUAACUGCCACAGUGCCUUUAUACAGACUGGUCCCAGGAGACUCAGAAGCUUCUGGUUGGAGACAGGACCUCCUUAGAGCGAGCGUUGUCCCUGGGGUCCCAUCACCCUCCUUUCCUAAAAGCCAAUGUCACCCUCCUUAAUAAAGCCCUCACUGCCAA